AUGGCGAGAAACCCAAUAGUCAGACUGGACAACAACACUAUCACUUUCGUAAACAAAGUAAAGUACCUUGGAGUAACUCUUGACCAUAAUCUUACUUUCUCAUCUUAUGUAAAAGAAGUUAGUGAAAAGGCUAUCAACAUGUUUAACUCGAUAGCAAGAACAAUCAGACUGAAAUAUGGAGUAAGGUUCUCCCAACUGAAGUUCCUCUACACCACAGUAUUUCUAUCCAUCCUCAGUUAUGGAUCAAGAGCUUGGGAAUUCAGGAUAGGACACACUCAUGUAAAACGAAAAAUCAGGGAGGCUCAAAGGCGGGUUCUCAUAUGCAUAACUACAGCCUACUGCACCACACCUCUUCAAGCUCUGUGUGCCGCUACUGGAAACAUGCCCAUAGAUAUAAAGUUGCAAAUGGACCUAGACCUUUGGAAAGUUAGAAAAGGCUUACUUCUUGACUCCAAGAAUGAUGUCAUAGGAAGACACCUGCGCCAGUGGCAAGAGGAGUGGGACAGAUCUGACACCGGAAGACCACACUUACUCUCUGCUUCCGGAGAUUGCUACCAGUGA
Molecule: messenger RNA, 561 nt
Organism: Macrosteles quadrilineatus (aster leafhopper)
Lineage: Eukaryota; Metazoa; Arthropoda; Insecta; Hemiptera; Cicadellidae
Exons: 1
Coding region: 1-561 (186 amino acids)
Source: RefSeq, a predicted model, not a curated record